Hibiscus syriacus is the source of this 549-nucleotide messenger RNA. Its product is annotated as glutaredoxin-C9-like. The transcript has a single exon. NCBI's taxonomy places the organism in Eukaryota, Viridiplantae, Streptophyta, Magnoliopsida, Malvales, Malvaceae. The coding region runs from base 51 to 491 and encodes 146 amino acids. The record is from RefSeq and is a predicted model, not a curated record.
UCAAAUAUAAAAUCCCCUCCAAACCCCCUCAAGAUCUACCAUCAUAUACCAUGCAAGAAGCAAUCCCUUAUAAAUCAUACACACCCGCCACCGGCAGCCGCCUCUCAUCGUUUCACAAUUUUUUCGGUGGUAUCGACGGUGAUGGGGGAGUUGUUAUCAACAAUACCGGAAAGGGUGUAACGGAAUUGGUGUCAGAGAAUUCGGUGAUAGUUUUUGGUAGACGUGGUUGUUGCAUGUGCCAUGUCGUGAAGAGAUUGCUAUUAGAGCUCGGGGUGAAUCCAACGGUCUACGAAGUCGUGGAAGAGAAGGAAGCGACUGUGCUAAAUGAACUAUCGAGAAUCGACGGUAUUCGAAGGGACGGAAGUAUCGAGCAGCUGCCGGCUGUUUUCGUCGGAGGGAAGUUGUUUGGUGGAUUGGAUAAGGUUAUAUCGACUCAUAUCUCCGGUGAAUUGGUGCCUAUUUUGAGAGACGCCGGGGCUUUAUGGCUCUGAUAUAUAUGAAUCUGUUUAAAAUUCAAAGUAACAUCAUUCUAAGUUUUCUUAUUGUCAU